AUGAAGUUCUCACAUCUCCUCACCCAAGCAGUGAGCUUGUUGUCUCUGGGAUUGACAGUAGAGGCACACUUUACACCCUCAAGAAACGAUGCUGUCGGCCCUAAGCAUGCAUUCCGGCCCCUUCCUGAAAGUCAUGGUCGGAAAAGAACCUGCCAUGUGCGCAGCAAUGGAGACGGAACCGAUGACUCCAAGUAUAUCAUGGCUGCGUUGAGGAAAUGCAACAACGGUGGAAAGGUUGUGUUCGAUCAAGACAAGGAGUAUACCAUUGGCACGGCAUUAGACAUGACUUUCCUCAAGCAUGUCGACUUGGAGAUCUUGGGACGAGUUGUCUUUACCAAUGACACCGACUACUGGCAGGCCAACGCCUUCAAGCAAGUUUACCAGAACGCCACGACCUUCUUCCAGAUCGGCGGAGAGGACGUCAACGUAUACGGUGGAGGCACCCUGGACGGGAACGGCCAGGUCUGGUAUGAUCUCUAUGCGGAAAACGCUUUGAUCCUCCGUCCGAUCUUGGUUGGCAUCAUUGGCCUCCGUGGAGGUACCAUUGGCCCGCUGAAGCUGCGCUACUCGCCUCAGUGGUAUCACUUUGUUGCCAACUCCUCGGACGUCCUUUUUGACGGCCUGGAUAUCUCGGGAUACAGCACGAGCAAGAACACCGCGAAGAACACUGAUGGAUGGGACGUCUACCGCUCUAGCAAUAUUGUCAUUCAGAAUUCCGUGAUCAACAACGGCGAUGACUGCGUUUCCUUCAAGCCCAACAGCACCGAUAUCCUCGUCCAGAACCUGCACUGCAACGGCUCCCACGGCAUUUCUGUGGGCUCUCUCGGCCAGUACAAGGGUGAGGUAGACAUUGUGAAGAACGUUCUCGUCUACAAUGUUUCCAUGUUCAAUGCAUCUGAUGGAGCCCGUAUCAAGGUUUGGCCUGGUGUGUCGUCUGCCUUGUCCGAGGACCUCCAGGGAGGCGGUGGACUUGGCUCCGUCAGCAACAUCACCUACGACAAGAUGUACGUUGAGAACGUCGACUGGGCCAUCGAAGUCACCCAGUGCUAUGGACAGAGCAAUCUGACCCUCUGCAACAAGUACCCGAGCAACCUGACCAUCUCAGACAUUCACUUCAAGCACUUCACGGGAGUAACUUCCGCAAAACGCAGUCCGAAUGUCGGCACAAUUGUCUGCUCGAGUCCCAGUGUGUGCUCGGAUAUCUACGCGGAGGACAUUGAAGUCGUUAGUCCAAGGGGCACCGAUAACUUUGUCUGCACCAAUGUUGACAAGAGUCUGCUCGCUGUUAACUGCUCAUCCGGUUAA
Molecule: messenger RNA, 1305 nt
Organism: Aspergillus ochraceoroseus IBT 24754
Lineage: Eukaryota; Fungi; Ascomycota; Eurotiomycetes; Eurotiales; Aspergillaceae
Product: putative extracellular exo-polygalacturonase
Exons: 8
Coding region: 1-1305 (434 amino acids)
Biological process (GO): carbohydrate metabolic process
Molecular function (GO): polygalacturonase activity
Source: RefSeq, a predicted model, not a curated record